This is a messenger RNA of Diaporthe citri, 234 nucleotides long. RefSeq lists its product as uncharacterized. The record is from RefSeq and is a predicted model, not a curated record. NCBI's taxonomy places the organism in Eukaryota, Fungi, Ascomycota, Sordariomycetes, Diaporthales, Diaporthaceae. The transcript is spliced from 2 exons. Bases 1 to 234 code for a protein of 77 amino acids.
AUGUCUUCGGACUCAAACCAGCAUGGCCAAGCGCAGAAUUUGAUCGAUGAGGCCAAGUUGAGACAGGAGCCAACGGACCGUGACAUCGGCGCCAACAAGGAGGCUACAGAUUCCAGAGGCGUGCUACAAGAGCAAGGCGGGACGAAGGCGAAAGGCGAGGCAAGGAACGAUCAGGGGUUUAAGGUCGGCGACGAGGGGGACCUGCAUGAUUUGGCUGCCGGCAAACAGCCUUGA